AUGUCCAAAUCGAAGAGCUCAAUGUUCCAGACACUUUCGCCACUUCCUUCACUUGCUGCACUGAAGAUUGUCGUGACUACUCCAACUGACUGUCCUGAUCAAGCUGAGCCCUGGGGUCGCCGACCAUGGAUCGUUGAUUUGUACGAUCUCAAUGGAAACACCGAGGUCAUCUUCAUCGCCGCCGCACUUGGUAUUCCAGCUUUCAUCUUGACUUUCUUGGAUAACGGUAUCACUUGGCACAUUGUCAACCACCCAAGCAACAGACUUGCCCACGGAGAUGCCUACAACUACGAUACUGUCACCUCUGCCAUCAUGGUCUCUUGGUAA
Molecule: messenger RNA, 327 nt
Organism: Cylindrotheca closterium
Lineage: Eukaryota; Bacillariophyta; Bacillariophyceae; Bacillariales; Bacillariaceae
Source: the annotation of a GenBank genome assembly